This is a messenger RNA of Manis pentadactyla (Chinese pangolin), 717 nucleotides long. RefSeq lists its product as uncharacterized. The transcript is spliced from 2 exons. Bases 1 to 717 code for a protein of 238 amino acids. The record is from RefSeq and is a predicted model, not a curated record. NCBI's taxonomy places the organism in Eukaryota, Metazoa, Chordata, Mammalia, Pholidota, Manidae.
AUGCCGCGUGGCGCCAGAGCGGACGCGGGUGCCCACGCCCUCCACCCGCCAAACCCGCUCUGCCCAAGGAGCCGGCUCACGAGACCCCGGACCCAGGCCGCGGGUGGGGGCCGCCCUCAGUCGUCGGGCUGGAGCCUCGUUUGGAAGGAGGCCUGGAGCCUGCCGGGCGUCCCGCAAGUGCGGCCAAUCCACCCGCUGCACGGGGCACAGGGCCCGGGGCGCACGGCGUGGAGACACGGGCUCCUGGGGACACGCUGGACGCCGCGCAAACGCCCCGGCCCCGCCGCGCCGCCCGCCGCACCCGCAGCCCGAACUCACCCGCGCCCCAAACUCGCCCCGAGCACUGUCCGCCGCGCCCGCCUCGCCCCCAAACUCCGAGAAGACCCCGUUCCCCGCCGCAGGCCUUCCUUCCCCAGCCCCUGGAGGGGAGCGCUCGACAAGCGGCGCACGGGGAGCCUCUCCUCUCCUUUCCUUCCCGUGGGUCCCGAGGAAACCGAGCCGUCACUGCGAACGCGGCCCGCGGGGUCCCGGGGACGCCGCGGAGCCGGACAAAUCCCAGCUCCCCUCAGCGCGAGAAGCAAAGUCCCGCGGCCUGAACGCACGUGCGCUGCGCGGGUCCACAAUGAGAGCCCAGGCUCUGCCUGCGGGCCACGGGGGGCGGUACGGGAGGAGCGGCCACAGAUCAGAGGAGGUGGCGCCGCCUCGUGGCUAAAAUGA